Molecule: messenger RNA, 1047 nt
Organism: Centruroides sculpturatus (bark scorpion)
Lineage: Eukaryota; Metazoa; Arthropoda; Arachnida; Scorpiones; Buthidae
Product: clathrin heavy chain-like
Exons: 5
Coding region: 499-1047 (182 amino acids)
Biological process (GO): intracellular protein transport; receptor-mediated endocytosis
Cellular component (GO): clathrin complex; clathrin coat of coated pit; clathrin coat of trans-Golgi network vesicle
Molecular function (GO): structural molecule activity; clathrin light chain binding
Source: RefSeq, a predicted model, not a curated record
ACAUUGACAGAUACAUUUUUUUUUUCUUUUUCUUACUGUCAUGGGGACUACGGUACUUGUGUUAGAUCCAAUGAUGUUAAAGGGAAGCCAGAAAAUUGUUAGAAGAAUAAAACACCUUUAUUUUUUAGCCUUUGGAAUAUAAAAUAUACAUCUACUGAAAGAAAAAGUAACACUAUCGUGUGUAUCAAGUGAGGUUACACUUCCCAUUGACAAUCAAAGAAAACACAAGUUAAUAAAUUUCGUAUUUGUGUCUUUAUGAAAUUAUUACUACUAUGAAAUAAUUCUAAUUGUCUGAAGGAUAAUCAUAUUUGGCGAUUAAUUGAUGCUGUUUUAAAAAAUCCCACUAAUAUGUGACGUCACAGAAAUAAGUUAUGAAAAAUGUCCUAAUACAUCCUACGAUCAGUGUUUAUAAAUGUGGGAAGAUUUAUUAAUCUCGUUUAAUCGCUACUGUUUUUAAACAGAUUAUGUACAGGAUGUACAACAGAUUAUGUAUAUUUUAUGUUGUAUAAACGUAAGUUUCGUUUAAGAUCUAACUUUAAAAACUUCAGGCUUCCAAUAUUGACUUUGAAUGGUAGGAAAAUGUCAAAAUUCAGUUCGGCUUCCGUCAGUUUACCCAUUUCCGUAACAGAAUUGUUACAGUUAACUCAUUUGGGGAUUCCAUUAGAGCAUAUUACGUGGUCACGAGUAACAAUGACAUCUGAUCAAUGGAUUUGCAUUCGGCAUAGUGAUAAUUCUAAAAGUAAAAAAUAUUCAACAGGCAAUAAAGCAAUUACUGUUCUUAAUCCACAUCAUUCAUUUCCUGAAACUUGGGAAGCUAUUGCAAGUUCUGCUCAAAUGAACCCCAUUAAACCAUUAAUUGCUGUAAGAGCUGAUCUUGUUUUUCAAAUUUAUAAUCUUGAAACAAGAUCAUGUCUUCAUAAAUAUAAAAUGCUCCAACCAGUUCUUUAUUGGACAUGGAUUAAUUCCAGCAUAAUUGCUUUUGUAACAGAUACAGCAGUAUAUCACUGGAAUCUUUUACAAGAUAACAAUUUAUUUAAAAACUGUUAA